AUGGAGGCGUUGGAGGAGAUUGUGCAGCAGGGGAAGGCGAGAUUUGUCGGUCUCUCCAAUUUUACCGCAGACGAAAUCCAGACGUGCAUGGAAACACGGCGUGUCGAUGUUAUACAAUAUGCCUGCAACCUGUUUGAUCGACGCAUGGCAAAAUGGAUCUUCCCCUACGCCCAAGAAAACGGCAUCGGCGUCAUGACAUACGGCUCGCUCGCCUACGGGAUGUUGGCGGGCGCGUUUACGGAAGAAACGACAUUCGAGGAAGAUGAUUGGCGACGCAGAGGGGGAAGCAACAUGUCGUUAAAGUUGUUUCAACCGGGGAUUUUCCAGCGUAACGUUCAAGCGGUGAACCAACUCAAAGAGAUUGCGGAAGGGCUCGGGAAAAAUCUGCCACAGCUCGCACUCAAUUGGGUGAUUUCCAACCCAGCGGUCAGCGUUUCGCUCGUUGGGGCAAGACGGUCUUCUGAAGUAGAGGACAACAUGGGCGCCGUCGGUUGGAAACUAACGGACGACGUGAAGGCGGAAAUCGAUCGCGUCUUCGCUGAGUACGAAAUCGACACAGCACCCAACAAAUGGACGGAACAGAUCAAUCAAUAA
Geodia barretti is the source of this 594-nucleotide messenger RNA. Lineage: Eukaryota; Metazoa; Porifera; Demospongiae; Tetractinellida; Geodiidae. The record is from the annotation of a GenBank genome assembly.